CCCUGUUACCGCCAAUUAAUCAGCUGUUUUAAAUUGCAUUUUUCGCUUAUACCAAUCAGAAAAUCAUCAAAAAAUAUUGUCUAUCUUUAAACGAGAAAAUUAAUUGUUUUGCAAACACAUUCCAAUUUAUUACUCAUUAGUGCUACAGUUUAUAGCAAGAGCUGCAAGCCAACAAGCUUUGGAAUUCAAAAAUGACGGUAGGAAGUGAGAGGAAGGAAGAAUAAAAACUGCUUAAUAAGUUAUUUGCACUGGCUGUCAUUAUUUUAGUAAAUUGUACAAUAUGAAUUCAUUAACACGCCGCUGCGUCAGCAUUCUAUCGACACAGUUAUUAGUGCAGCAACAAAAACAACAGCAACUUCUGCCAGUCUUUAAAAGUCAGCUAAACAAUAAGGCAUACAGUCGGUGGCAUUGGAGUAAAGACAAUCCUAACUAUCACUACCACAUAAGGUCAGCAUUAAAGCGAAGGUUUUACCAGACAACGAAUACACCGGCACAACAACAACAACAUACGUUGUAUACAAAUCUUAAAUCAACGUGUAGCAUAUCAACAGCUGUUAAUAUGGGUUCGGCAAAUUGUAAAGAAUAUUCAACAACCACUUCGAAAAGGGUUGAGGAUGGAUGUGCUAAGCCGCAGGACGGCACCUAUCAGUCCACAACCGAAUGCGACAUGUCGGAAUACACAAGCGCCGUAGAGGUCUGCAAUAUCGAAGAUCUGCAGGAGAAUGAAAUGAAACAAUUCAGUUUCGAUGCAGACACCAAAGUGUUAGUGAUCAAGCAGGACGGACAGAUAACAGCGAUUGGUAAUAAGUGUACGCAUUAUGGCGCACCACUGCAUACCGGCGCUUUGGGUCAGGGACGCGUACGUUGCCCUUGGCAUGGCGCCACAUUCAAUACGCGCACCGGCGAUAUUGAGGAUUUCCCCGGCUUGGAUUCGUUGCCUUGUUUCAUGGUGCGUGUGGAAAAUGAUGGUAAAGUGAAGUUGCGCGCCAAACGCACCGAUUUGGAGAAGAACAAACGGCUUAAGGAUAUGGUGAAACGUGAUAAGACCAACAAACAAUGCAUUGUAGUUAUUGGCGGUGGCCCAACCGCUGCCGUAUUCGUGGAAACUUUGCGACAGGAGGGCUUUACCGGACGCAUCGUUAUGUUGUGUCGCGAACCAUGUUUGCCUUAUGAUCGUAUUAAGCUCUCCAAGGGCUUAGAUUUCGCCUUGGACAAAUUGGAAUUUCGCACUGCUGAAUUCUAUGCGCAAUACGGCAUUGAGACGCUAGUCGGUGUGGAGGCGAGCAGUGUUGAUACAGUGGCUAAAAAAGUACAUUGCUCCAAUGGUGACGAGGUUAAAUAUGAUCAACUCUUAAUCGCUACCGGUUUGAGUCCCAGAAAGCCGCCCGUACAGGGUGUUGAUUUGAAAAAUGUCUUCACCUUACGUACCUAUGAAGACGCGCGUUCUAUAUUGGGAGCAAUAACACCGGAGACCAAUCUGGUUUGCGUGGGUGGAAGCUUUAUUGCAAUGGAAGUGGCGGCAUCACUAGUCAACAAAGUAAAAUCGGUCACUGUGAUAUUUUCUGGUGAGUAUCCAUUUGUCUUAUUCGGCGAUGCUGUCGGCCAACUUUUCUACGACCUGUACCGUGAGAAAGGCGUAAUUAUGAAAAAUCAAUGUUCACUAUCCGAAUUGUAUGGCAAUGCUGAGGGCUUUGUCAAUCAAGUAGAACUCAAUAACGGUACUAAAUUUCCUUGCGAUGUCGUCGUUUUGGGCACUGGCUCGACUUAUAACACUAGUUUCUUGGAAAAUUCCGGUAUACACAUGAAUCGUGAUGGCUCCAUUAAUACCGAUAUGCAUCUGAUGACGAACGUUAUUGAUGUCUAUGCCGGCGGUGAUAUUGCCAAUGCACCGAUUUUGGCGAAUGCCAAUCAACGCGGCAGCAUUGGCCACAUUCAAUUAGCACAAUAUCAUGGACGCGUGGCGGCGCUCAAUAUGACCGGCACCAUUGAAGAUUUGCGCGCUGUGCCAUUCUUCUUUUCGACUGUUUUCGGUAAGGGUAUACGUUAUGCUGGCUAUGGUCAGUAUGCCGAUGUGCUGAUCAAGGGUAAUUUGGAGAAUUUCAAAUUCGUUGCUUACUUUGUGGAUGACCAUGGUAAUGUGGUGGCAGUGCUGACAGUUGGUCACGAUCCGGUUGCGUCGCAAUUCGCUGAGCUGCUUAGUCAGGGCAAACGUUUGCAUCGCUCGCAUAUCGAGGAUGGUGAGGAUCACUUGAAGUGGACACAUAUGUUGGAUGAGAAGAAAGCGCGGGUACGCUGUGAAUGUUGAAAGACAUUUAAAGAGGCAUAUGAACAUAAUAAUAUACAACGAUUACAAAAAUGAAGUAUUACAAAUAAAUAAUAAUAAUAAACGUUAUUAAAUAAACGUACACACCAAAAACACUCCCAGUUGGAUACAUAUACAUAUAACUUAUAUGUUAUAUAUUCACACAUAUUUAUGUACAUACAUAUAUAUAUUUGCAUGUAAAUAUUUAAUACUCAAGAGGUCGGAAAUAAUAAAUUUGAAAAAAAAAAAAUAAAAUAUAA
Messenger RNA from Zeugodacus cucurbitae (melon fly), 2562 nucleotides. RefSeq names its product apoptosis-inducing factor 3. The transcript has 6 exons. Gene Ontology annotation, molecular function: oxidoreductase activity, acting on NAD(P)H; flavin adenine dinucleotide binding; 2 iron, 2 sulfur cluster binding. The coding region runs from base 281 to 2305 and encodes 674 amino acids. Gene Ontology annotation, cellular component: cytoplasm. NCBI's taxonomy places the organism in Eukaryota, Metazoa, Arthropoda, Insecta, Diptera, Tephritidae. The record is from RefSeq and is a predicted model, not a curated record.